AUGUUCAAGAAAAAGCCAUCAAUCAAACCACUCGCACCUCUUCGGUCCUCUGAUCGGAGGAAGAUCGCAGACAAGAUCAUCCAGGAAUACGGCAUCUCAGUCCCAGAGGCACCAGCAGCUCAGCCUGAAGCUGACGAGACAUCAGCCCAGCCCGCCACAACCACCCCUAGCCUCUCAUCUAUUCGAAACUCGCUUCUGCCAGAGAACACUCUAGCAGGACGCUUUUCGACCACUGUGGGACCUGACUUACAACUUGUUCAUGGUACUUUGUACGUUGGAACGCACCCAGACGGUGAAGAGCGAGUAUUAUGGAUCAGACUUGAGCAAGGACCAGGAACAGAUGGAAGAAUAUACCCCACAGUAUAUUCACUAUGGCGCAACCCAGGGCUGGUUCCCUUGCUGUGCACAACGGGACAUGUUAUGGAGAAGCUCUACAAUGGCGCAGAUCUGAUGACCCCAGGUCUUACAAACGGCCCCCCAUUCCCAGCAGGAGCUGUGAAAGGGUCCGUCGUUGCUGUCUCGAGUUUGGAUAAACCGAGCGUUCCCACAUUCGUAGGCGUAUGUGAGAUUGAUGUUGCUAGCCUAACACAGGUACAAGGCGCAAAGGGACAUGCUGUCAGGGGGAUACAGUGGGAGGGUGAUGAGCUAUGGAGCUGGGGUUCGACUGGAAAGUCUGGUCAGCCAUCGCCAGAUCACUUGGAUGGCUGGAUUGGAGAACCCGAAGCGACAGAAGAGAAACUCCAGGACCUAGAACUAGGCGAUGAUGAAGAUUUAGAUGGAGGCGCGGAUGGCGGUGUUCCUAUUAACGAACCUCCAGAGGAAGAACAGAGGGUAGGGGGGGAGGAGGAAGAAGAAAAAGAUGGGGAAGAAGAGCUUCCGCCUCCAACUACAAAAGAAAUCGAUGAUGCCUUCGAGAAAGCAUUCAUAUAUGCGCUCUACCAGCACAAGAAAGACCACCCUGGAGACCAAAACCAUGGCUUGUCAUUCCCCAUCCAGCCAUCGUUCUUGAUAUCCAACUUGAUCACUCCAUUCUUGCCAAUAUUUUCGCCAAACCAGGCUCAAUAUUACCAGAUCAAGAAGACAUCCUGGAAGAACGUUAAGAAGUUUGUCAAGCAUCUCGAUAAGAUAAAGUUACUCAAGUCAAAGGAUAGAGGAGGGGAAACAAUAGUCAUGGAUGUUGAUUUUGACGACAUCCUUGUCGACCAGUUUGUCCCUUACCGGUUGCCCAAGAAGACGAGCUCAGGGGGCGCAAAGCCAAAGGCUGCCUCUGGAAAUACUUCAGGAAGCGUGUCAUCCGAUCAGGUUAACGUUAAGACACUCUACCGCCCAAGCAGCAAGCUGGUACCUGAUCUAUUCCCACCCUUAUCCAACACCGACGUGAACAACUACUACUCAGCCUCUGAUGUCUCUAAACGCCUGAACGAUUACAUUUCCUCACAAGAUCCACCGAUCAUCUCUCCCUCUAAUCCUCGGAUUCUCACUCUCAAUGCUUUCAUCAGCAACAAGAUUAUCCCUUCCAACGAUAUUGCGACUCUUUCCCGCGGAACCAUCCCACGAGAUGCUCUGCUGAAAAGGUUACUCCAGGACCCUUCGUUAUGUGCACCUUUCCAUGCAAUCCUUAAACCCAACCAGACACUCUCAGAUGUGAAGCCCAAGCCCGGUGCCCUCCCAAAGGCAACCAUAACCAUUGAACGCCGCACGGGAUCCAAGUUGGGUACCAAAGUAGCUGGCCUAGAUAGAUUUGGCAUAUCACCCCAGCUACUAGCAGAUGAGCUAUCGAAGAAGUGUGCGAGUAGCACCAGUGUUAGCCAGGCAGUUGGUGCUGCCAAGGGGGAGAUGGAAGUCUUUCUUCAGGGUGACCACCGAGGGGUAGUAGAGAAACUGCUUGUUAGCAAGGGUCUCAAAUCUCAGUGGAUAAGCAUUGUGGACAAGUCUAAGAAGAAAUGA
Molecule: messenger RNA, 1947 nt
Organism: Trichophyton verrucosum HKI 0517
Lineage: Eukaryota; Fungi; Ascomycota; Eurotiomycetes; Onygenales; Arthrodermataceae
Exons: 3
Coding region: 1-1947 (648 amino acids)
Biological process (GO): translational initiation; formation of translation preinitiation complex
Molecular function (GO): translation initiation factor activity
Source: RefSeq, a predicted model, not a curated record